Molecule: messenger RNA, 3569 nt
Organism: Suillus paluster
Lineage: Eukaryota; Fungi; Basidiomycota; Agaricomycetes; Boletales; Suillaceae
Exons: 5
Coding region: 76-3471 (1131 amino acids)
Biological process (GO): regulation of DNA-templated transcription
Cellular component (GO): nucleus
Source: RefSeq, a predicted model, not a curated record
GUCAUUAUGUACGGGAAUUGCCGAUCACCCUUUUUUGGGUGAAGUGACUUUGUCGGCUGCUCGCCGCGGUCGACGAUGAUGAAAGGCUCUGAAUACUCAGAGCUCAUGAAUUGGGACGGCCAUAUAUCAUCCAGCUCAUACCAUCCUCGCUCACCCAAAGAUGUACCUUUGACAUCGUUCUCAACGUCGAGUAACCUAGAUCCCACCCCUGCAUCAUAUCCUUCUAGUACAUCAUCUGAACAAGCUAAUGAACAAGACUCGGAUUGCUAUAUAAUCGAUCAACCAUCUUCAAUGAACGACAUAUUUGACAAAAACCGCGUUGCUCAAUUUGCUGCGCGUGCUUCAAUCGAGCGCGUGUCAAUGAUUGACACGCAUUCACCUGCACAUAUGCCUGAACUCUUUCAAUCGUCUAGUCUUGAUACAAUGUUUCCAUUCCAGCAUAGUCGCGACCCCUCGGUUACCGACAACGUUUCGAUUCAGUCUGAAUCGUAUUCUUCUCCAUUACAGCACAGUAGCCGUAGUGCGCCCACUUCACGCUAUGCCGCGGAGUCUAACUUGGCUUUACUCGACAUGUCUAUACGCCCUCGCUCAAACCCAACGUUUGCUCAUGACGACGUUAUUGAAUUGACUAACGACGAUGACGACGACGACGCCACUUUGAGAUAUAAUGCUAUCAAGAAUGCCAUCGAUAGCAUUGAUAAUGACAAUGAGGACGAGGAGAUGGUUGUGGACGACAUGCUUACUGAACCAGCUCCCGAACCCGAUUCAUCUUCAAGUCCUGCCCGUUCUCCGUCACCCUCACUGGAAAUAGGCGGUUCCCUAUUCACACCUCCACCUUCCCGCAAGCGUCGCAGACGCGUCAUCCUCGACUGUGUAUCUGUCCCACCCUUUCCCAAGGGCAUGGCCAGGGCCGAUUACAGGUCCUCCCCCAAAGCGUCCUCCAGCGCACCUCAGCAGGGCGUGGAGCACCCAUCAGUAAGCCAUGCCCUGGCCGCAGCAUUCGCUCAAAAUAACAAGUCGCCACCACCCCCUCUCGGUCGGAAGGGAAAGGAGCGUGAACACUCACGCGAACGUCCACCCCCAGCUCCUGUACGUCCAAAACGGAAAUACAAGCCUCGCAUCCCUGAAAGUUUCGGAGAUGGCGUGUCCACGGUACCCGCUCAGAUCUUGGACGCUCAAUAUCCUGCCACCGAACUUGACAUCCACGAGCUACCAGACUUUUCACCGGAUUUCGACAAUAUAUGGCAGUCGAAUACCUAUUGGAUCCACGUCCGUCGCCUUCAGCGUUACUACGCUCGGCUACAAGAGGGCUUGCCAGAGAUGAUUGCGCAGAUGAAAAGUCUUGCGGUCCCGGACGAGAACGACGAGAAAGAAGAUGAACCUAUCCUGCCUCGUGUCCUCGCCCCGCUGUUUGAAUGGAGGCCGGAUAUCAAAGCGUCUGUGACAGAACAGUGGGCACGCAAGCGUUCCUCUCGCGAGGGUGGGACUAAGCAGGAUUUAGAGCUAUGGAACGUCCCAUCUUCGUCCAAGUCUAACGAUGACAUCUCGCACUAUAACACACUGGAAGGAGAUCAAACCCUCGACCUCGGCACGGAGAUGGAUCAAUAUUUAAACGACCUCGGAGAUUCUCCCGCAAAAUUGUAUCCCUCAGGCAUCAAGGACACUCGCUCCGCGUCAAAUGCAUAUCAUGCUUUCUUGCACAACACCAUGCAGCUACCCUCUGACGCAGCAUUGGACACGCGAGAAGAUGCAAAGGACAGUUUUUUCGGAGUACCUUCUAGUCCGAAACUCGCGCCGAAUUCUUCUUCCCUACUAGAGUUCAGUGCCUCGUACGCCACUGAUCUUUCCCGUGACCUCGACGCUAAUUUCGAACUCGAGGAAAGCCAGUGGUCUCUGACACCUGAUGCCGUUGAGCAAAAGAGCCUAUCGUCCGAAAGUGAUUCUCCUUCAGGCAGCGUAGGUACAAUUGAUCCAUCGCUGCUUGGUGGCAGUGAACCGCCUCCCAAACUACCUUCCUCUCUCGUAUCCCCGUCAACAAGUCUUAAAAAAACGAAGCAGCUACCAGCAGGUCCUAUCAUAUACGUGCGCAGACCUCCAGGGGUGUCCUUGUCGCAGGAAGCCCCAGUGCUCUCAGGCAACACGCCUGGCAAGUCUCGAAGAAAUGUCCAGAUCAAAUAUCGCACGAGUGAGUCUGUGUCAGUCACGGAUGAAGGCGAUGCGACAAGCUCGGCGAGAAAGCUGAACGACUUGGAAGUUGGGAAUGAUGUGAGGUGGACUGCUGAAGCGGUUACUGGUCCAUCUGCACAACCUGGAGCUCGACCGAGUCUCAAGAUACGGAUUCGUCGAUCGGGCAUCCGUGAAGGCUCUGAUGGGUCGUUUGUGCCGUCACAAGGUUCAGGUUCAGCGUCUCCUGCUGUAUCUGUACCUCCUCUUCCGGAAAUGAAACCCCUCAAGGUCCAUAAACUUCCUCCUGCUCUAGCUACGCCGCAGGAAGAGGAAGAGCCCGAAGCCCCUAGCUUUUGCCACCAAUGCCGGCGGACCCAUACCAAACCCAAAAUGCAAUGUUCCAAACGCGUAGGCCGUCAAACAUGCGGGAAACUAUUCUGCGACCGAUGCAUCACUCAGCGGUACCCUGAGAUCGCGUUUGUCCGCAAUAGCAAGAAUUUUAUCUGCCCCAUCUGCACUGGUACUUGUAACUGCUCAAUAUGCUCGCGAAAACGUGGGGAGGAGUAUAUUUCCAUGCGCGGAGGCGGAUUUGCGGGAUCACGUACCAAGUCAGGCAUUUUACUCGUGCCUGACGAUUCCCAUCCAGAUCAAGUUCAGGACGGACCAAUGACGCCCGAGCCUCCCAAAAGUGCACCACAGACGAUGUUCUGGGCUCACGUAUAUGGUCUUGAAGGCCAACGUGUCGGUCGCGCAUUCAUUGACGACGCCAGCGCCUCCGCCCCACCCCUACAACCCUCGAAGCAGUGCGCCCCAAACGGACAAUCGAAACAGAAAGCAAAAGCGAAGCCGAAGAAGAAACCAAGAGUAUUCAUCGGAACGCCGCUACGCGAGUGGAAGAUCCGCACAUAUAGAGACCUCGAGCCCUGCGUAGCAAUUCCUCCUCUCGUCCCAGAGGAAAGCUACGGAGGGAAGGGUAAGGGUAAAGCUAUCGAGCGACCGCGGGUUUAUAUCGGCGAUGCGAAGUGGUUAUACCUACCAUACACGCGUAUGCCUAUAUCUUCGCACUCUUCGCGUUCGUCGUCACCGGACUCGGAACCUGAACUGGACUCGGAUGGGACGUUGACACCGUUGGAGGCUUUGGAGGAGAGGAUGGAUUGGCCGCAGCCUGAGGUGGGGGAGGCUGUGACGGUGACGUGGGAGUCGAUGCAUGGGUAUGAUCGGAGUGCGUCUGGCUCGUUGUCGCCGGAUGAUGUGGCCAAGGCUAUUGGGGUUGCGUUGGCGGCGUGUGGGGACAAGGGGGAGUGAUGUUGGGUGGCGGGGUGAUUUUUUGUCUUAUGUUUUUUUUCUCUUUAAGGAUGGUGCGUAGUGAGUAGGCAUUAAUACAGUACUAAAUACAUACGCUC